AUGAUUUGGCAGCGAGCGCUGGCAUCGAUUUUCCCAAGAGCAGGCUUGAAACUGCUGGGCACGGAUAUGUGUGAUGAGAAGAUUGAGAUUGCCCGCAAGGGCGAAUAUCCAUGGUACUCUCUGAAGGAAGCUCCCAAUUUUCCAGUGGGCCGAAUGAAAGGCCGACCCAAAGCAGCUGAACGUCUGGAGGCUGCCAAGGCCUUCGCGGAGCAGGACGUGGCGGUGGUGUGGGGUUUCCCCCACGGCGUGAAAUCGGGUGUAAGCUUCAUGAAGCAGGAUGUAACCGAAGAGAUGCCAGAGGGUCCCUUCGACAUCAUUCUCUCACGCUACGCAGUGUGUCUCUACUUGCAAAGUGCACAACUCUUCACUGUUUUAGCAGACAUGGUGCAGCGACUGCGACCGGGCGGCUUCCUGGUGAUUGGUGCCAAGGAGACUCAGAGCGAUCAUUUGCCUAAUGGUUUUUGUGAGAAGUUCGGCCUUACUGCCGUGGACUAUCGUGGAGAGGAGGUGAAUUCCAUUGAGGUUCUUCGGUUCUAUGCGCAGUUCAUGCGGCAGACAGGUGGUGAGCCCUACUGGGUGGCUGAGCGAAAGCAGUUGGAGCGGCAACGCCUGGCCGUCCGCAUGAAUCAGAAGAGCAGAGACUUGAUGCAAAUGGCGCUCGACGAAGGUCGGCGCCAGGCUGAAAGCUUGUUCACCCGCGGCAACAAAACACGGGCAGAAUGGAUGCAGGCUCGGGAAGUCUUCCAAGAGUCCAAGAAGCUUUCCACUGGCAGUUCCAUUCCUAAGGAGGAGCGUGCAACGCGCUUGAAGAGUUUCCUGAAGCGACUGGAGCAGGACGAACGACUUGGCCCCGGACGUGAGGCCAAACUGAUUGGGUCAUGA
Molecule: messenger RNA, 882 nt
Organism: Durusdinium trenchii
Lineage: Eukaryota; Dinophyceae; Suessiales; Symbiodiniaceae
Source: the annotation of a GenBank genome assembly